AUGUCCUCGGGGCUGUGGGGUUUGUUAACCAUCUCCCAGUUCCUCCUCUGGGUUUGGCUGGGUGCGGGCGUAGCUUCCAUGCCUGUCCUGUCCUGCGUGAAGCUUCACUCUGAGCUUGCAUGUGGGCCAGACUCCUGGCUUCUGGGCCCUUCUGUGCAUCUUCUGCGCAGGAGGAACGGCUCAGGGGCUCUGCUUCGUGCUCUCCUGCGUAAACAAUGGCCUGAUGCGGGGGCAUCGUCCGUUUCUCCCCUGCUCAGGUUGCCAAGUGCGUGUGCCAACCCAGGAGUACACACGUGCAAGCACACAGAGACACAUGGCCGAGUUCACACAGACACAGAUGCGCACAGACACGUGUACUCACAAGCACGUGAGGUCACACAUACCUUGGUGCAUUUGCACAUGUGGCCCUUGCACGCAAACACACACACGUGCUUGCACACGCACACUGAAGCAUGGCCUCCGGUCUCCUGCUCGGCAUUUUCUCAUUAA
Rangifer tarandus platyrhynchus (Svalbard reindeer) is the source of this 489-nucleotide messenger RNA. The record is from the annotation of a GenBank genome assembly. NCBI's taxonomy places the organism in Eukaryota, Metazoa, Chordata, Mammalia, Artiodactyla, Cervidae.